CAUAUCUUCCUUACAUGGCUCUUCUAUAUAUUUGUGUCCACCGGAAAACAGAAGUAUAAAAAAGAACAAAUAUAAUAAACAUGCCAGUAAAUAUAACUUCCAUUAAAACUUCAUCAAAUGGAGUAUGGCAAGGAGAUAAUCCUCUUCACUUUGCCUUCCCAUUAUUGAUUGUUCAAACCACAUUAAUCCUAGUCAUCAGCCGAUUUUUCGCCUUCCUUUUCAAGCCUCUCCGGCAACCUAAAGUCAUCGCCGAGAUAUUGGGUGGGAUUCUGCUGGGGCCAUCAGCUUUCGGGCGAAACAAAGAAUUCAUGCGAUGGAUUUUUCCUAAAUGGAGCAUAAUAAUACUUGAAUCAGUAGCUAGUAUCGGUCUUCUAUUCUUUCUUUUCCUGGUCGGUCUGGAACUCGACUUAACCUCGAUUCGUCGGAGCGGAAAACGCGCCUUUGGCAUAGCUUUCGCCGGAAUUUCUCUUCCUUUCAUCUGUGGCAUAGGCGUAGCCUAUGUCCUUCGCAAAACAGUUGAAGGAGAAGAAAAAGUUAGCUACGGUGCCUUCAUAGUUUUCAUGGGCGUAGCUCUUUCAAUCACAGCAUUUCCUGUUUUAGCUCGCAUUUUAGCGGAACUCAAACUAUUAACAACUUCCAUAGGUGAAACAGCUUUGGCAGCCGCCGCAUUCAACGACGUAGCUGCAUGGAUUUUACUAGCUUUAGCCGUUGCUCUAGCCGGAGAUGAAGGUGGCGGUGGCGGUGGUAAAUCACAUAAAAGUCCUUUAAUAUCAAUCUGGGUACUUCUCUCUGGUGUUGGAUUUGUUGUAUUUAUGUUACUUGUGAUUGCACCCGUUAUGAAAUGGGUUGCUGGAAGAUGCUCACCCCAACAUGGCGUGGUCAAUGAAUUUUACAUGAGCUUAACCCUAGCAGGAGUCAUGGUGUCGGGUUUCAUGACCGAUCUAAUCGGAAUCCAUUCGAUUUUUGGUGCUUUUGUAUUCGGAUUAACUAUACCGAAAGGAGGAGAGUUCGCCGAGAGAUUGAUCGAAAGGAUAGAGGAUUUUGUGUUGGGUUUGCUUCUUCCCCUAUAUUUUGCUUCGAGUGGAUUGAAGACGGAUGUGGCCGCCAUUCGCGGCGGGAGGGCGUGGGGGCUGCUUGCCCUUGUUAUAACGACAGCGUGCGCCGGAAAGAUUAUGGGAACGGUUGCGGUGGCGAUGAUGUUUAUGAUUCCAGUAAGAGAGGCAUUUACUCUUGGGAUAUUGAUGAAUACCAAAGGACUUGUAGAACUUAUUGUUCUUAAUAUUGGCAAGGAGAAGAAGGUGUUAACAGAUGAAGCAUUUGCUAUCCUGGUUCUAAUGGCACUUUUCACCACCUUCAUCACAACUCCAACGGUCAUGGCCAUUUACAAACCAGCUCGAACCAACUCCACCACCGCCUCUACUCGCACUCACCGGAAACUCGUCGAUCACUCCAACGACGAAUCCUCCGGAAAUGAAUUGCGCAUUCUCGCAUGUCUUCACGGUCCAGGCAACGUACCCUCACUCAUAACCCUAAUAGAACUAAUCAGAACAACCAAUACUUCCCAACUCAAACUCUUCAUCAUGCACCUCGUUGAGCUAACCGAACGAUCCUCUUCAAUCAUCAUGGUUCAACGCCUACGUAAAAACGGAUUGCCGUUCAUUAACCGUUUCCGCCGCGGCGAUGAGUGGCACGAUCAAGUCUCGGGAGCUUUCCAUGCAUACAGACAAUUAGGUCGGGUUUCGGUCCGGCCAACGACGGCAAUCUCUUCAUUGUCGACCAUGCAUGAAGAUAUUUGUCACGUAGCUGAGACUAAAAAGGUGGCCAUGAUCGUUUUGCCGUUCCAUAAGCAAUGGAGAGGAGAAGAAGGUGGUGAUCAAUCAAUGGAGAAUGUUGGACAUGGAUGGAGACUAGUGAAUCAGAGGAUGCUAAAGAAUGCGCCGUGUUCGGUGGCGGUUUUUGUGAACCGGGGAUUUGGAAAUGGUGAUCGAACUCCGGGGCCUGAGAAUGUGGCGGCGCAGAGGGUAUGCGUGUUGUUCUUUGGUGGAGCUGAUGAUCGUGAGGCGGUGGAGCUGGGUGGUAGAAUGGCGGAGCAUCCGGUGACUAAAGUUAGUGUAGUGAGAUUUGUUAAAAGAGAAGGGUUGCAGAGUAAAGCUGCUGUGUCUGAACAUUGUUCUCCGUCCAAGAGUCGGGAAUUGAAAAGAUAUAGCAUUUCCACCGCUACUUUGAAUCCUGAAAAAGAAAAGGAACUAGAUGACAAUGCAUUAGUAGAAUUCCGAAGCAAGUGGGACGGAAUGGUAGAGUAUACGGAGAAACUCGAAGGCAACAUUGUAGAAGGAGUGUUAGCCAUCGGUAGAAGCGGAGACUAUGAUCUUAUUGUCGUCGGAAAAGGACGUUUUCCGUCAAGUAUGGCGGCAGAACUAGCAGACCUCCCAGCUGAUAAUGAGCAUGCAGAGUUGGGACCUAUAGGAGAUGUGUUGGCUUCAUCAGGAAAGGGUAUUACAUCUUCAGUGCUUGUAGUUCAACAACAUGAUUUAGCUCAUGCAAAGGAUGCUCCGGAAAAAAAGGUUAAGUUUGACAAAUUAUCAGCCGAUGGAUCAUCGGAAUGUUGGUGGGUCCCUCCACAUGUGGGCCCACAUUUAGUUUAA
This is a messenger RNA of Mercurialis annua (annual mercury), 2645 nucleotides long. RefSeq names its product cation/H(+) antiporter 20. Bases 81 to 2645 code for a protein of 854 amino acids. Lineage: Eukaryota; Viridiplantae; Streptophyta; Magnoliopsida; Malpighiales; Euphorbiaceae. The transcript is spliced from 4 exons. Gene Ontology annotation, biological process: proton transmembrane transport; regulation of pH. The record is from RefSeq and is a predicted model, not a curated record. Gene Ontology annotation, cellular component: membrane; endomembrane system. Gene Ontology annotation, molecular function: antiporter activity.